This is a messenger RNA of Eupeodes corollae, 3051 nucleotides long. It is a transcript of the gene Rhau, whose product is annotated as ATP-dependent DNA/RNA helicase DHX36. The record is from RefSeq and is a predicted model, not a curated record. The transcript is spliced from 12 exons. The coding region runs from base 116 to 2935 and encodes 939 amino acids. Gene Ontology annotation, cellular component: nucleus; intracellular anatomical structure; cytoplasm. Gene Ontology annotation, molecular function: ATP binding; G-quadruplex RNA binding; DNA helicase activity. Lineage: Eukaryota; Metazoa; Arthropoda; Insecta; Diptera; Syrphidae.
AAGAAAAAGAAACAAAAAGCUAAACAAAACAAAAUCAAAUAUUAAUACUAAUUUCAUGGUUUUAGUUGAUUUACUUUAAAUCAAGUAAGAAAAACAAUUUAAACACUUAUUAAAAAUGCAUUCAAAUCGAGGAAAUCGAUCUCGAGGCGGUCCCCGCCACCCACCAGGACUAAAAGGUCGUGACAUUGGCUUAUAUUACAGAAAUUUACACAAAAAUAACAAACCAAAUCCAGAAGAAAGACGAACCGAACUAGGUCCCAAUGUUGGACUACCCACACGAACUCUCACCGAAAUCAACAAAUUGUUGCAAAACUAUGAACACGAAUCAGAUGUUAGCCAAGUUUCUAGAGAAUUUGAAAAACGUUUCAAUAACUUGUUGGGCAAAAACUUUACCGAAUUUGUUAGCAGUAAAUAUAAUUUAGAAGAAUUGAAAAUUUCCAACAAUCCCACUUUUAAUGAAAAAGUAAGACUAGAAUUUGAGGAACAGAAAAAUCAUGAAGUCUAUCGAAAUCGUUUGAAUGCAAGGAAAUCCCUGCCAGCAACACAACAGCAAAAUAUGAUUCUUGAUGCCAUCAAUUCGAAUCAGAUUGUUCUUAUUGUUGGGAGUACUGGUUGUGGUAAGACAACACAAAUUCCUCAAUUUGUUCUGGAUCAUUUUAUAGAAACGGGCAGAGGUUCAAUGUGUCAGAUUGUCUGCACACAACCCAGAAGAAUAUCAGCAAUAACCGUUGCCGAAAGAGUUGCCUACGAAAGAAACGAGAAUCUUGGCAAAUCUGUGGGAUAUUCUAUAAGAUUACAAGGCAUUUCUCCCCGUCCAAACGCAUCGAUAUUGUAUUGUACCACCGGAACCCUAUUGCGCUGUAUGGAAAGUGAUCCUCUUCUCUAUUCGCUGACGCAUAUAAUUCUAGACGAAAUCCACGAGAGGAGCGUUGAAACAGACAUGCUCAUGGGACUUCUAAAGAAGAUUAUUCCCUAUAGAAAAGACUUAAAAGUUGUUCUUAUGAGUGCAACAAUUUCACAGAGCGAUUUCCAAAGAUAUUUCGAUGGUUGUUGCACCAUAGAAAUAGAAGGGACGCUCUUUGACGUUGAAGAUAGAUAUCUGGAGGAUGUUCUUCAGGAGACAGGUUUUAGGAAUUUUGAAACCCAAAGAAAACCCACUCGACAUGGCAGGUUCUCUAAGAAUAAUGAUUCUAAAAAAGUCGCCGAAUUCCAAUCAAUGAUAGAACCCUACGCCCGAGCCAUAAGAAACAAAUACGAUCGUCAUGUUCUUGACUCUAUUCGCAAUCCAUCUUCAGAAGAAUUCAAUCUUGAACUCGUUGAAGAUUUAAUAUUCUACAUUUGUGCGAAGAAGCCACCUGGUGCUAUUUUAGUAUUUCUCACAGGUUUCGAUAAGAUUUCCAAACUAACUGCAGCCCUCGAAAGUUCUAGACGUUAUAGUAGAAAUAAACAUCAGAUAUUCACGUUACACUCAUCGAUGCCAACCAUAGAUCAAAAAAGUGUCUUCAAUCGUCCUCCGAAUGGAGUAAGAAAAAUUAUAAUCUCGACGAAUAUAGCCGAGACUUCUGUGACAAUUGAUGAUGUUGUUUAUGUUAUAAAUUGUGGUAAGAUCAAAUCAACCGAUUACGAUGUGGAAUUGAAUUUGCAAACUCUGGGAGAAAAAUGGGUAACUUUGGCGAAUGCCCAACAACGACGAGGUCGUGCUGGUCGCGUUCAACCAGGAAUUUGUUAUAAUUUAUAUACUAGAGCUCGUGAACGUUUUUUAGAAGCCGUCCCUUCACCUGAGAUAGUUCGCACCAAACUUGAAGGUGUAAUUUUAAAUCUUAAGUUUUUACAUAUCAACGAUGUUGCGGAAUUUAUGAAAACACUUUUAGACUGUCCCAAUGAAAAAGCUAUUCAAUUAGGAAUUACUUUACUUAAAAGAAUUAACGCAUUAGAUGAAAAUGAAACCAUUACUCCACUUGGCAUGCACUUGGCCCAUUUACCAGUUGAUCCUCAAAUGGGUAAAAUGAUUCUAAUGGGAGCUCUUUUUCGUUGUGUUGAUCCUAUUACAACAGUUGCUUCAUCAAUUUCUUAUAAGGAUCCAUUUUAUUUACCAUUAGGUAAGGAGAAACAAGUGGAUCAAGCAAAGAAACGUCUUUCGAAUAAUUUAAAAAGUGAUCAUUUGAUGGUUGUGAAUGUUUUGGAUGAAUAUCGAAGGGCACAGCAACAUCAUGCGGAAAGGAAUUUUUGCUAUGAUCAUUUUGUAUCCCAUUCAGUUGUUUCACAAUUGGAGACAAUGAAGAAACAGUUUUGUGAAUUACUUAAAGAUUCAAGAUUUACUGAAUCAUCUGACCCUCGAAGAAAAGAUCUUAACGUCAACUCAUGUAAUUAUACACUUCUAAGAGCUGUGAUAGCUGCAGGUCUUUAUCCAAAUGCUGCUCAUAUAAGGAAACUGCGACUCAUCAAGAAUCGAGUUCAACCAAUAAUAUCAAUGUCAACGCCUACAGAUCGCAGUGUUAAGUUUCAUCCAACUUCAAUAAAUAGUACAGAAUCUUCAUUUGAUUCACACUAUUUUACAUAUUUUUUAAAACGUAAAUCAGCGAAUGUCUGUUUAUUGGAUUCAACAAUGAUAUUUCCAAUGGCUUUGAUAAUUUUUGGAGAUGGUAUUAAAUGUGGUGUGAAUGAUAGAGGAAGUACAUUUGUGUCGGUUGCUGAUUAUUUUUAUUUUAAAAGUGAUUCAGCAACAAACGAAUUGAUUACCAAACUUCGUCACUUCCUUGGACUACUCUUACAAAAGAAAGCCCUCUAUCCAUCGCCAAUUGAUUUCAAUAGCAAAGAUGAAAUUUUAAUUAAUGCGAUAAAAAUACUACUUUCUCAUGAUGAAGCUAUUCUAUUUGAAGAGGAUAUUGAUGAUUUCAAUGAUGGAGAAUAUGACGAAGAUUUUGAUGAGGAUUAAAACAAAAAAGAGGACAAAUAUCUUAAAUCCUGCAUUUAUUGUUUUCUUUGAGAAUAAACAAAAAAAAAACAUAAAGAAAAAAAGAUAAAAGGUAAAUAAACUAUGAAUGGAAUGAA